AUAGUUUUCGAAGAGGCCCUUACAGAUUUACAUGUCAUCAUUAAGAAACAGAAGCGGAGCCUUACAAUGCCAUUAAUUGUUCGUUGUGCUCGGGAUGUUCUGAGGGGUGUGGAGUAUCUUCAUGGCAUCAAGGUUGUGCAUCGAGACAUAAAGCCGGCGAAUAUUUUGGUUUUCAAAGAAAUGAAACUCAAACUGGGAGAUUUUGGUCUUGCUCGUGAAUUUUCAGAUGACAUCAUGACAGUGAGAAACGAGGUUUCUACACUUUGGUAUCGUGCACCAGAACUGAUUAUGGGAGCAUCAACGUACAAUUCCAAGAUAGAUGAAUGGUCUGUAGGGGUUUUAAUCCUUGAGAUGCUG
Messenger RNA from Guillardia theta CCMP2712, 357 nucleotides. RefSeq lists its product as hypothetical. Gene Ontology annotation, cellular component: nucleus. NCBI's taxonomy places the organism in Eukaryota, Cryptophyceae, Pyrenomonadales, Geminigeraceae. The transcript has a single exon. The record is from RefSeq and is a predicted model, not a curated record. Gene Ontology annotation, molecular function: ATP binding; cyclin-dependent protein serine/threonine kinase activity. The annotation marks the transcript as partial. Gene Ontology annotation, biological process: protein phosphorylation.